Molecule: messenger RNA, 527 nt
Organism: Gamsiella multidivaricata
Lineage: Eukaryota; Fungi; Mortierellomycota; Mortierellomycetes; Mortierellales; Mortierellaceae
Product: putative ATP synthase delta chain precursor, mitochondrial
Exons: 4
Coding region: 45-527 (160 amino acids)
Biological process (GO): proton motive force-driven ATP synthesis
Molecular function (GO): proton-transporting ATP synthase activity, rotational mechanism
Source: RefSeq, a predicted model, not a curated record
CCUUCACCUUCAUCCAUACCUCCCCUCAGACCCUCCCUUCAGCCAUGAACUUCCUUGCCCGCUCCGCUCGCGCUGUCCGCCCUGUGCGCAUGGUCCGCUCCUAUGCCACCGAAGCCGCUGCCACCGGUCUUCGUCUGACCUUUGCCGUCCCCCACCAGGUCCUGUACAAGGACGCCUCGGUUGCUCAGGUCAACAUCGCCGCCGUUUCCGGUGACAUGGGUAUUCUUGCCAGCCACGUCUCCUCGAUCGAGGAGCUCCGUCCCGGUGUUGUCGAGGUCAUCGAGGGCGCUGCCACCAAGAAGUUCUUUGUCUCUGGAGGUUUCGCCACCAUGAACCCUGACUCGACCCUCAACAUCAACGCCGUCGAGGCUUUCCCCGUCGAGGAAUUCAGCCCCGAGGCCAUCCGCAACAACCUUGCUGAGGCCCACCGUCUCGUCAACUCGGGCGCUACCGAGGAGGAGAAGCUCGCUGCCAAGAUCGAGGUUGAGGUUCUUGAGUCCCUUCAGGCUGCCGUCAACGCCAAGUAA